GAGGUAGUGUGAGAGAGACAGAGUGAGGGGAUUGUUGCAAAGAAGGGCAGAGCAUCAGCAAUAGAGGUGAAUAACAUUAUUGUAGGUUUGCCUGUAUGUUACUGGUAUCUACUAUACUGAGAAGAAUUUUACAUCGCCUUUGACAGCAAAAUAUGUCAACAUAUAAGCUAAGAAGACAAGGAUAAUAGACUGAAUAUGAUCUAAUGCUCGACUUAACUGCUGAGAGAGAGCGACAGUCAUGAGUGCAGCAGUUGCCUAUUUCCUUUCUAUCCUUAGGACAAUAUUCUGCAAUCAAUAAAAUCGACUAUCAAUUGUCAUUAAUAGACCUUUACUUUAGGUUGAAAGCUGCUGUAACAAUUGGAGGAGAACUUACCUACAAUGCAAGUUACCUCUGGGAGAACAAUAGAGGUUAGCACGGCAGCUGUUUAAACUGCUCUCAGAAAUACACCGAACAACCGCAUCUAAACGGAUCCUUUAUUUUUGACUCGCAUAGUUGGACCAUGGCGACGAUCACUAAACAGGACUCAAACGCCCAAGCACGGGUUUAUUUCAAAACCCCUCCCGGUACCGAAGAUUCUGAAGUAGUGCAAAAGCAAGGGCGGGUUACCGUCAAAUACGACAGAAAAGAACUGAGAAAGAGACUCAAUUUGGAAGAGUGGAUAAUUGAUCAGUUAACGGAUUUAUACGACUGUGAGGAGGAGGAGAUUCCUGAGCUGGAGAUAGAUGUGGAUGAGCUGCUGGACAUGCCCACGGAUGGAGACAGGGCCUUGAGGGUCAAGGGUUUGUUGGUCGGCUGUUUCAAACCUUCAGAUGAUUUUAUCACGGCACUUCUGGAGAAGGUCAAAGGUCUUCAGAAACUCAACACUCCCCCCAAAAAGAGUGAAAAAACCCCUCCAUAACCUCGUAAGAACCACUGCUUCGUUAAAAACAACUCAGUUCAACACAGGGAUGACCAGCUACUCCCAGAAUUUCUCAGUCAGCAACAUUGGGAAGAGGACCAACCAAUCAAAUCUCUAGUGCAGGGAUUACUUAGUCUCUUUCUUUGUUACGUCUUGUCUAUUUAUAAACAUAUACAUACACAGGUGUCAGUGAUCAAUGUUUUAUUAUCAAUAGCAUAAGUUAGCAUUGUAUUGAUAAACCAAUGAGUUGACAUUGAGAAGGAGAAUGUUUACUUGAGCUAUGAAUCAAUAAUUAUGAGCAUGAUACUUGCUUUAGUGUGUAAUGGCUCACGGCUCAUAGCGAGCAAUGACAGAACCCCCAAUUAAAUCUCAGUAAGUGGUGAAUUGGCCUACAACUAUACAUUCUUAUAACAUUAAGAUUCUUAUAGCAUUUGCUUUCAAGUCGUAACCUAAAAAAGUGACAGACAUUGGUAUUGUGGCAUUAUAACUAUGGGAGUCGUAGUUCAAGUACAUUUCUGUCAUUGUUGACUAAGAAUGCUAUACGUGAAAUAAGGUAGUUAACGCUGUGAAAGUCCUGUAUAAUGACUUCACGAUAGUACUGUAGGUAAAGAAUAGGCUGUUACUAAAGUCAUCAUCUUUUCAAACUUCUAUUCUGAAAUAGGAAGUGUGUUUUCUGUGUUGGAGAAGAAUGUGUUGGCCUGUUGAACACAGGCAAACAUACUAAAAACAUGUUUUAACUUUUGAAAUGAACUUUGAUUACUAUAGCAUACUGUCAACCCCAUAGAGUUGUUGCAAACCCUAUAUACUAUAAUCCUGAUGGUGUGUACCGUCUGUUGACCCCUGUUGACCCCCAGGUCAGGUCUGUUGACCUGACCUGCGGGAGUUUAGACCUUUUCUUCCAUAGCUUUUUGUUUCUUAAACUAAAUAGAAAUACGCUUGCUUUUGAUAAAAGUACUGCAGAAUGGACCUGAUAGACCUGAGGGCAUAUUUGAUGAUUGUAUUGACUAGCCUACCUUUUUUGAUCUGUGUGUGUGUGAUAUUAGAUAGUGGGUUGUGUGUCUGUUUAAAACACAUUUUAAUGAUCAAGCUGUCUCCCUCACCUUCCAUUUGACUGUUUCCUGCACCAUGAAAUACAUCUACACAUUAGACUGUGACCUAAUAACCACUGUUGGGCUAACAUUUAGGUGUGAUGUUCAGUAAUAUGAUAUGUUGUCCUAUGGAAAUGGCUAAGCCUACAGGUAAACAGCCAUAACUGUGUGUUUUCAUUUUUAAAUACUGCGUCGUCGUUGCAUCUUCAUUUACAAAAUCAGAACGGAACAUUGGAUGAACCUCCAACUGUCUCUCCAGCCAAGGCACAUAGCUACAGUUGUUCAUUGCUGAUAUUUCUGUCAACACAGUUAAGGGCACAUCUUGGUUGCUGAAAGCUUGUCAGAUUGUGGCUUAGGUAGUCAGAUGUUAUUGUAGUAUGUAUCGAUGGCUGGGCAUGAAGGUCAACAGGGUGACUUAACUUUAGUGCUGCUGGCAUGACGGUCAAGCUGCAUGUGAGUGGUCAAGAUGUGAUUACAACAACUGUAGUGAUGUAAUGUAGCAAUACUCAAUGGUGCUGUUUGCCAAUUUGUUACCUUUUUAUGACAACUCAAUAAAGUGUUUUACUUCUG
Hypomesus transpacificus is the source of this 2557-nucleotide messenger RNA. It is a transcript of the gene ppp1r14ba, whose product is annotated as protein phosphatase 1, regulatory (inhibitor) subunit 14Ba. The coding region runs from base 501 to 899 and encodes 132 amino acids. Gene Ontology annotation, cellular component: cytoplasm. The record is from RefSeq and is a predicted model, not a curated record. Lineage: Eukaryota; Metazoa; Chordata; Actinopteri; Osmeriformes; Osmeridae. The transcript is spliced from 4 exons. Gene Ontology annotation, molecular function: protein serine/threonine phosphatase inhibitor activity. Gene Ontology annotation, biological process: regulation of phosphorylation; innate immune response.